AUGCCCCCAGGCGACAGUCAGGGCGAUGAGUCAAGCUUUACCGUUAUCGAAACGGUAACGCGGGACGAACAGUCAGUGAUAGCGCGAAACGUGAACGUGGUGAGGCCGCUAGCGCGCGAUGUACCGCCUGAGGCGCGCACCAUGCUCGACGACAAAUUCUCGCAGGCCCUUAACAUGAAACUGAAGCGUUUGAAGCCGCGCGAAGCCCGCGUGCCACUGGAGAAACCUCGCUUCGUUACAACAGUGCGGUGUGGAGAGUUUCUGCCGCCGCCACCGCCGCUGGCCAGCCUCCUUCGGCUGACUCCCGCCCCCCUCUACUCCUACUCGAGCAGACCGCAUCCGCUCGCGAUACGCCACAAGCGUACUGCCACACCACGAUACGGGAGUGUGGUGACAGGUGCUACGGGUGCUACGAGCGCGCAGUACAGUAAUGUUAUGCACGACAAGCGCGUCGUGCGCGGCAGCACUUUCGCUGCGCACCCACAUGCAGCUGGAGAUGGACAAGAGAGCGCGGCGGCCCGCGCAGCGCGGACCCGACGUCGCGCGCUUGCGCGGCGUGCGGCUCUGGCCCGACUGCGGCCUGGCACACCACCACCGGCACCUGGCCGACGACAUCUACCCGUACAGACAGAGCGCUACCUUGAGGAGCUAUUCGAUAAAGGCCUGGAGGUAGAGGCGGGCGUCCAGACGGAUCUGUUCGUGGACAGGCCCGCUACCCCGCGCUAUGUACCUGCGAUCACCGGGGCGCAUGCCGCUACGCAGAUCUAUCCUGGAGACCUGUUCGACUUCGAUCUAGAAGUGCAAGGGAUCGUGGAAGUGCUCGUCGGCAAGACCGUGCAGCAAGCGUUAGGAGAAGUGGCGCAAGAAGAGGAGCUCGAGACCCUGCGAGAGCAACAGCGCCGCUACCGAGAGUUACGCGAUGCUGAACUCGCUGAACGGCAACGAUUGGCCGCUACGGACGUCCGGCUACAACACGAAAAGGAACGGCGCGUGGCUGAGGCUCGAGCUGCAGCGAUAUCGGCGCAGGAGGCACGACAACGAGUGGCAGCUGCCACUCUCGUGCAGGGCUACGUCGCAGAACUUCUGCCCUCUGUGUUGGCUGGUCUGCGCGACGCCGGGUACCUCGUACGACGUCUUCACAGAGGUGUUGAAGAAGAAUUCAUGCCAUGGCUGAUAGAGGAGGUGUCAAAAGAGAUCGAGUCGAUUAUUACGAGUCGUGAUGUUAUUACGGAAAUCGUUCGCGAGGUGACGGAGGCCCGAGCGGAGCUUUAUGCGUCGGCAGGCGAAAGAGAGGCACAAUACGAAACACCGCUAGACUCUUUGACGCCGCCGGAACCUUCGCCCGAGGAAGAGGAUGCUAUAAUUGAAGAUCAGUGA
This is a messenger RNA of Pieris macdunnoughi, 1377 nucleotides long. Lineage: Eukaryota; Metazoa; Arthropoda; Insecta; Lepidoptera; Pieridae. The record is from the annotation of a GenBank genome assembly.